AACAAGUUACUCCGCAGAUUCAUUCGCCGUUUUGGUGAAGAUAGACGUUUGCUUUAUAUAAUAUGCUGGAGCUUUAAAUAUGAAUUGCGUGUUGUGAAAUUCAACAUUCAUAUAAAGUCAUCAUGGCUUUGAAGAGUUUUUUCAUCUUUAUUUUUGUCAACUAUUUGAAUACGGUGUUUCUUCAACCUAAAGUUGUAUAUAAACCUACUGAGUUUCCAUACUCAAAAUGUUUUGAAAAUGGAACAAACCGACUGAAUUGUGAAAGGCUUAAUAUGAGUUACGGAAGACAAGAGAAAGAGAGCGUGUGGCCACCAGGGCCAUACGCAAUUCCAAUGUGUAAAUAUGGCUGUCCGGAAUCACAGUCUCGCGGAUGGUCGAAAAGCAAUUUAAAGGUCAGGAUGGUAGAAUUGAUUAAAAAUUCAGAAAGUGUCUCUUCAGUGUUGGGUAGGAAUUGGGACCCCGAUUCCUCAUACAUAAACGAUGACUAUUUUAAAUCGCCGCAUGGUCUAGAAAAUUGGACGCUUUUUUAUUUUUGCGUGAAAUUCCGUAAUGACACUGCACUUGAUAAGGAACAAUGGAUUUCAGGAAACUACAGCAUUUAUAAGAUCGGAUCUUCAUGUCCCACGGGAUUUGAAGAAUCCACUAAAACAUUGCCUGUCACUGAAUUUGUUUCGCAUGGUCAGGUUCCAGAUAUUGCAGUGAGUGAAAAAGGGAAUUCUGAAAUGUUAACUAAAAUCCUCCACAUUUCAAUCUGUAAAAGAAAGAAAUUGGCUGACAUGGGAUACGUUCAUACAAAUGAAACAUUUAGAUUGUUGGAGACUGAUUUCAUUCUUGAAAAGGAGGCAGAUACAAAUUGCUCCCAGUUCAACGUAACAACUGUGUCUCAGGGAGCGACUCACUGUUUCUAUAACCCAAAAGUCCAAAGCAUUGACUAUGAAACUGCAACAGAGCUGAUUCUUAAUCAACGAACCCUCUACAAACUGCAUCAAGAUAAUGAUUUUGAAUGGUAUUUCAUUGACUGUAAGCGUUCACUUGAGAUAGUUAUGAUUGACAUCAAGUCUUCACAUUUGGAAAAUAUCUAUUUCAAGUGUUUUAUCAGUGAUGUACCUGGGAAUUUAGGGGAAUCUGCAGUUUGUAACACAGAAACCACCACUCUUCCAGGAAAACUAUAUCUAAGGAGAACACAAGGUCGGUUUUUUACAUUUGCAUUGAAGGCAAGCAUAGCAGGCGACAUGUCAUUUCAGGUCUUCAUAUCGAGUAUAGAAGCACAAAAUGGUGAGCCAUGUUUUGAAAGUAUUGAAAUAGACAACAAACAUGUACCAAACAGUCAGAUCACUGUUUCUUCUGGAACCACAACACAAAUACCUACAAAUACAAACACUAUUUUUACUGGUUGGAUUCAUGAUGCUACAGAUCUGACACCUUGGAUUUUGAUUGAUUUAAUUGAUGUAACAACCAUAGAAGGAGUUAGUGUCCACGUUUCGAAAGACUGUGACAUGCGGACCACUUUCAGUUUAUAUUUCGGCAACAAUAAGGAUACAUUACAGUUAUACAAGGUCAUGGAAUUUAGAACAUUCCAAUAUGAAAACUGGUGGGAUAUAGAUCAAGUGUUCAUUCUGCCGAGACCAAUCAAUGGGAGAUACGCAAAAUUCAAACAUUCACUUGAAAAGCCAACACGCAGAUCAAGAUGUCUUAAUUUCAAAUUUUUUGGCUGUAAACUGACACAUCUUAGUUAA
Messenger RNA from Ruditapes philippinarum (Manila clam), 1736 nucleotides. RefSeq lists its product as uncharacterized. NCBI's taxonomy places the organism in Eukaryota, Metazoa, Mollusca, Bivalvia, Venerida, Veneridae. The coding region runs from base 123 to 1736 and encodes 537 amino acids. The record is from RefSeq and is a predicted model, not a curated record. The transcript is spliced from 15 exons.